AUGCAAGAGUUCCAGAACUUAGGGCGGUAUAUUGUCAGAAGUGAGAAGCAACGAUGUGCUUAUGGAAAAUUUGAGGAAAAUUUUGAGGAACUGAACAAAAAUCCAGUGGAAGGCUUUUCAGCAGGUUUAAUAGAUGAUAAUGACCUCUACCGAUGGGAAGUCCUUAUUAUUGGUCCUCCAGAUACCCUUUAUGAAGGUGGUGUUUUUAAGGCUCAUCUCACUUUCCCGAAGGAUUAUCCUCUCCGGCCACCUAAAAUGAAAUUUAUUACAGAAAUCUGGCAUCCAAAUGUUGAUAAAAAUGGUGAUGUUUGCAUUUCUAUUCUUCAUGAGCCUGGGGAGGAUAAAUAUGGUUAUGAGAAGCCAGAGGAACGCUGGCUCCCUAUCCACACUGUGGAAACCAUCAUGAUAAGUGUCAUUUCCAUGUUAGCAGACCCCAAUGGAGACUCACCUGCUAAUGUCGAUGCUGCGGUAAGAUGGCCUUCCCUCUUCACCCUUUCUUUUCUUAAUACAAUUCAACUUGAUAUUGAAUAUAUAUUCUUAUUUCCUAAGCCUUUUAAACAAGUGAAGCGGGCUGAUGCCAGUGGCUCAAGCCUGUAA
Messenger RNA from Dipodomys ordii (Ord's kangaroo rat), 597 nucleotides. RefSeq names its product ubiquitin-conjugating enzyme E2G 1 (gene Ube2g1). Gene Ontology annotation, molecular function: ubiquitin conjugating enzyme activity. Bases 1 to 597 code for a protein of 198 amino acids. The record is from RefSeq and is a predicted model, not a curated record. The transcript has 4 exons. Lineage: Eukaryota; Metazoa; Chordata; Mammalia; Rodentia; Heteromyidae. Gene Ontology annotation, biological process: protein polyubiquitination; proteasome-mediated ubiquitin-dependent protein catabolic process.